AUGCGCUGCUUGAAAGUUAUCACUCGAUCGACCGUAGUUGUGCUAGGACAAAGUGAGAGGGAGCUGAUGCGGGGGCCCUGGUUCCGGAAAUUGGUGGUGGCCAUCACAAUCGCUGCCGUCUUUGCUGUAUUUCGAAUCAGCAGUGAGCAUUUUGUCGACAGCGACUCUGGGUCCAGACUGAUCAUAAGAAGAUCGCAAAUCCAAAGAGUACCGAACCAGGAUGCUAGCCUGUCGAUCCCCUUCUUAGACAAGGUUAGCAACUUCUGGUAUGUCGGAGGAGGAACCGAGAUACGAAACAACGAGUUCAUAAGGCUUACGAGGGCCGGUUCCAGUGGGCAUCAUGGCUUGAUCCUAUCGAAUGGUUUGGGGGACAAUACGAUUGACAACUUCGAGACGGUGGUGAAGUUCAGAAUAUCGCCAAAGGCAGGGAAUAUGCGAUCUCGGUUAAUGGGAGAUGGGAUGGCUAUUGUCAUCACACCGGAGAAGGAUUUCUUGCUGCAAGAUCUGGCGUCAUCUUAUGCCAGAAGACAGUAUGAAAUAAACUCUGGUGGGAUUGUCGCUGGAGAUACACAAAUGAUGGGUCUACCGAAGAACCUUCCAGGUUUGGCACUGAUCAUCGACACCUAUAAGAACGAUGGGAAAGCGGGAACUCCGAUUCCGUUCCUAGACAUCAUAUUGAAUACUUCUCCAAGCACGCAAGCCUACGAUGCAGAUAGCGACGGGGCGAAGACUACCGCAAUCAAGAUCAAUCAAAACAAAAUACGUCUGAAGAAAUCCAUUAUGACCGGUGAAACUGUCCAGCUGCGGCUAAUAUACAUUGAAAGCGAGAACUUCUUGAAGAUUGACAUCCAAUAUACCAGAGAGGGAAAUUACUGGAUAGAGCUUGUGCAUACGCAUCUUCCGACCGUGCUUCCAAGAAACAUUGAGAGCAAUCAACGAUAUAUUGGAAUCAGUGCUUCCACUGGUGAGCUAUCGCAAACAGUCGAUAUACUCGGAAUAGAAACUAACGAAUAUCAUUUGAAAGGCAAGGAUGGCCUGUCAAAAGACUUCUUGAGAGAAAUAGAGCUUUAUUUUCUCCAGGAAUUUAACGAUAAGAUAGUAAUGGAGAAAGAUGACUUCCAAAGAUGGAAGAUGGCGAAAUCUAGACCACUAUAUCAAACUAAGGAAAAGGCUUCUGUAAAACCGGGACGGCACGGUAGUUUCGUCCAGACGUUUGCAUUUUUCUUCACAAUUCUUAUUUGCAUCUAUUUGGCCUCGGUUUACAUAAGGGUCAGUAUAAAACACUUCCUGAAUGCAAAUCGAGGUUCCACGAAAAGAUCAAGAGCACUGCCUCGGUGA
This is a messenger RNA of Torulaspora globosa, 1338 nucleotides long. RefSeq names its product Uip5p (gene UIP5). Gene Ontology annotation, biological process: Golgi organization; endoplasmic reticulum to Golgi vesicle-mediated transport; endoplasmic reticulum organization. The transcript has a single exon. The record is from RefSeq and is a predicted model, not a curated record. Gene Ontology annotation, cellular component: COPII-coated ER to Golgi transport vesicle; endoplasmic reticulum-Golgi intermediate compartment; Golgi membrane. NCBI's taxonomy places the organism in Eukaryota, Fungi, Ascomycota, Saccharomycetes, Saccharomycetales, Saccharomycetaceae. Gene Ontology annotation, molecular function: D-mannose binding. Bases 1 to 1338 code for a protein of 445 amino acids.